Molecule: messenger RNA, 3588 nt
Organism: Symbiodinium pilosum
Lineage: Eukaryota; Dinophyceae; Suessiales; Symbiodiniaceae
Source: the annotation of a GenBank genome assembly
AUGCACGGGCAGGCGUCUACGCCUGCACCAGUGACUGCAGCAAACCUUGCGGCCAUUGAAGCCUUGCCCAGCACGAGUCUGCCCAGGCCAAGCGCCAGCCUGGGAAGCGUUGCCGAGACCCAAGUUGACAAGCCGGCCCCGAAGAAGCGAGCUCGCUCGCCCUCCCAGGAAAGUGACCCAGGUGACCGUGUUCCCCGUGUUCUUCACGGCAGCAAUCUGAACCGCGCUGAGAAAAACAAACUCAGGCGAAUCGUUUGCCCCAAAGAAGGCACAGGACGACUUGAAGUCCCCGAGAACAUUUUCGAGAUGUGGGAGGACGCAGCCAAGGGUAGGAAGACCUUGUUUAACAUGUGGGCGAAGAGCGGCGGUGUGAAGGCAGUCUUCAUGGAGUCAAUCACCAUUAUGACUUCGAAGACUCGCUCCAAGAAGCUGACUGUCAGGGGCGGGUUCUAUUCCAAGGAGGACAUGAAGACAGAGACACGAAUCGAGAAGAUUGUGAAAUGGGCCGAAUCCAAGAACCUCGUGCGUACCUGCGAGUACGACGAGGAGACCCUCGAGUACUGGGUCAACAUUCGUACCGAGGGGGUCCUUACAAAAGAGGAGCUAGAGAGUCUGACGCGGACCCAGACCUACGAUGGUGAGGGAGGCGAUGAGAUUACUCACCGCCCCUUGGUCCAUGUCGACGGCUUUGAUUUGGAAAAGGACGAUGAUAUCACUGGCGUCACCAACAUGGCCCUUGAGGGGGACAACCACAAGAGUGCCUCUUGGAUAACAUGCCCAGCUGGCAACGUUGCCUUGCGGCUCAAGGAGCAUCUUGGCCAUGUUCUGAAGGCCAAGAACGGGCUUACCAGCUUCCUUGACAAGAUGCGUGCGGCUGCUUCCGGGGAUGCAAGCUGCAACCAGCAGAUUGGCAAACUUGAAGCUAUGCAGAAAGAUUUCGAGUCUUUGUAUGAGGAGCUUGUGGAUGUCCAGGCUGAGGGCCAGGUCAGCGGGUUUACUGAGAAGUUGGAGAACGAAUGCCAGUCGAAUUUCAAGAAAGCGCAGAAGCUGCAGGUUGUGGCCAAGGCGCGCAAGGCGGCAAAGAAAGUCAGGCGAACCGCUUAUGCAAUGAUUGCUGCGAGCAAGUUUCACGAUGCAUCAGGGUGCACAGCUCGUGUCACCGGGGUAGAAACCUGCUACGCAGCAGCCAUGGGCUGUCAUGUUAAAGUCGGUGCUAUGUCUUCAGUUCCGUUAAGUGCGACAGUCCAGCUCAUUGCCAAGAAGUAUGGGCAAGGUGCUGGAGCCUCAGCAGAAAAUGUCGGCCUGUCCGUGCCUACUAUGCGUCUCAACGUGUUCCCAUGGAGUGAUUCUGAAGAUGACACGGGGCCUCUAAAGCCUGAUGUUCGGAUCACGCCGCCUGUUCAAUCUGCUAAUUCUUUAGACACUGCGAUUGGGCAGCUGGACAAACCUGACUUCGACUACAGAUGCAUCUCCGAGCUGCAUGUUGCUUCAAAGAUUCUCUGGCAUUGUGUCAGGGUUGUGAAUGAAAUUAUACGAGAAAAUGGUGGCCAAAGGCUUUGUGUCUUCAAGAUAGGUCUCACAGCAAACCCUGACGCGCGCCGGGAAAGCUACAACGCCCAGAACUUCAAGCAGUUUGUCAUCAUUCACAAAGUCCAUCGAGCAGAGCUGUUGGGCAUGCUAGAAAUGUUGGAGGCUGCGCUUAUCGCGGAGUUUUAUGACAAUGGGCGAUGCUGCCGAAACAAACAGCUAGGUGGUGAGAGUAUGCGCGACAAAACCUUCAGCGCUCGCUUCCCGCCUCCAUAUUUUGCUUAUUGUGCUGCCACGAAUGCUUCGCAAAAAGUCGCUGCAAAAGACCUCGUUCUGGAUGCCCGGGCCGCCAGCCGCAAGGAUCCUUGCGAGGUGCUGGCUGAAAUUGCAAAGAUAAAGCUGUCAAGUGCUGAUGUGCCCCUGUUCAGAAUUUUGCGGGACAAUGGUUUUACAAUGGGGAUUGACUUCUCCUAUGCUUGUCUGAGCAGUGUCAACCACUACCCCUACAUUCAUCCGAAACAGCUGCUUGAAAUUUUGAGUGAGAACCACGUCCACAAAGUGUUGGGGGUGCCUACGCAUUUGGCAGAAGCCUCUAUGAGCACCUUUUGGAACAAGUUCCAGCGACUUUAUCCUCAGCACGAAAUCUUCACGGAAUACUUUGACCUAAGCAGAGUCAUACCUUAUUAUCUUCACGGUGACGGUGGAAGAGGGUUCAAAAAAGAAGCUAUUGAGAUCGUCUCCAUGCUUCCCGUUUUGGGGGCUGGCUCUACGCAGAGGCCGGUGAGUUUGGGUAGCAAACGACAACUUGAGGAUGUGGAGCUUCAGGGGAUUAAUCUCAAAGGCAACAGUGGGGCCACAAGGUUCCUAUUUACAGUGCUCAGCAGCCUUCUGAGCAAGAAAAAUCCAACUGUCUUCGAUGAACUUAUGGAACUAUGGGGCAAGCACUUGCGGUCUUUGCUGGCUGAUGGGUUCCAAGCCAAAGGCUCUACGUGGCGCGUUCUGAUUCUGGGAUUUACGGGGGACUCCCCGUUUGUCAAAAAAGUGGCAAAGCUGCAGCGCUCAUUUAACAAUGUUCGCAAAACUGCUUCUUCCAGGAAUCCACAGAAAGGAUGUUGUUGGCUAUGCCAUGCCGGCUAUGAGAAUGGUGAUGAGCAAUACCCUUUUGAGGAUUUGGGACUUUGUGCGCCACUUUGGAUUCAAACUGCGGGCCUCAACAAUCCCCUUCCCUGGUCACAGGGUGGCCCGUUGAUCAAAUACAUGUUGUUGGAUGCUGCUGACACACCAGCAGCUUUUUUCCGUCCAGAUUUCUUCCAUGUCUGGCAUGCUGGUGUGGGCAAAGACUUUACGGCCAGUGCUCUCAUCUACGCCAUGAAGAAGCUCUAUGGACUGGGUGGUGUAAAGCGAGAUCUGAAGGCUUUAAACGAAGCCUUGAAGGUUUUUCUACGUGCCCAGAAAACUAGGCUGCACUGUGGAUUCCUGACUGAGGAUUUGCUGGGAUACACUGGUACCAGGGAAUACCCCGAGGGAAAAUGGUCCAAGAACAUGGACACUGCCGUCUUGAUGAAAUUCGUGGUUCACUUGUGCGAAAGCUUCGCGCCCCAAGUUCAGGACGACUAUAUACUGGAGAAGAUUUUGGAAACAGCCACUGCCAUCGGUAACGUGAUCAGGGCCUUUUUCGACAAUGGCUACUUCAUGCCUGAUGAGGUUUGUCGGGAUGUCAUCGGCAAUGGCCACGAGUUUUUGUUUGGGUACGCGAAAUUGACACGCAUGUGCCUGGACAACAACCUCUGCUUGUUCAAAUUACGCCCAAAGAUACAUUACUUGAAUCAUAUCUUCCUCCGCAUCUAUCAGGAAUGGGAGAAAAAUGGUAUUGCAAUCAACGCAUGCGCUGAGGCCACCUUCAUGUCGGAAGAUUUUGUGGGCAAAACGGCGAAAAUUAGCAGAAGAGUGAACCCUCGAUCUGUUGCACUGAAGACACUCCAAAGGUAUGUUCUCUGGAUGCGAUCUUGCCUUGACAAAGACCACCUACUUCAGCUUGAUCUACAUGACCCCGUGGGAUGA